CCAGGCGGCCAAAGUCUCUGGCUUCCAGGUUUUUCUGUUUGCUUACUCCCUAUCUGGGGGCCCAAGGUGCUGUCUCCGCCACCCGAGUCCCACGUAAACCCGGGUGACCUGGGAGGCAUCGUUGGAUUGUGAGUCACUGACAUCAGGCGGCGGCGUGGGUUCGGGAGAAACCCGGCGGCGGGGAGAUAAGCCUGCCCAGCAGGCAGGGGGAUGGGCUGGCUGCCCCGCCCCGCGCCUGACUUCGCUGGGGAGGGAGACGCCCGGCUCCCGCCCCUGACUGGCCCAGCCGCGCGGAGCGCCUGGGAGAGGAGAAGGAGCCGACCUGCCGAGAUGGAGGCGACCGGCACCUGGACGCUGCUGCUGGCCCUGGCGCUGCUCCUGCUGCUGACGCUGGCGCUGUCUGGGACUCGGGCUCGAGGCCACCUGCCCCCCGGGCCCACGCCGCUGCCGCUGCUGGGGAACCUCCUGCAGCUACGGCCCGGGGCGCUGUACUCGGGGCUCAUGCGGCUGAGUAAGAAGUAUGGACCAGUGUUCACCGUCUGCCUGGGACCCUGGCGGCCCGUGGUGGUCCUGGUUGGGCAGGAGGCUGUGCGGGAAGCCCUGGGAGGUCAGGCUGAGGAGUUCAGCGGCCGAGGAACCAUAGCGAUGCUGGAACGGACUUUCGACGGCCAUGUGAUCACCAGCCGUGAUCCAGGUAAAGCCCUGAGGGCUCAGAAAGAUGCCGGAGAGCUUUCGAGGUGCUGGGAAUUGGAGGAACAAAACCCACACACAGAAUUCACCGAGAAGAACAUGCUGAUGACAGUCAUUUAUUUGCUGUUUGCUGGGACAAUGACAGUCAGCGCCACGGUCGGCUAUACCCUGCUGCUCCUGAUGAAAUACCCUCAUGUCCAAAGGCGCUUCACUGGAGAGCAGCUCUAA
Molecule: messenger RNA, 918 nt
Organism: Cebus imitator (Panamanian white-faced capuchin)
Lineage: Eukaryota; Metazoa; Chordata; Mammalia; Primates; Cebidae
Product: cytochrome P450 2S1-like
Exons: 5
Coding region: 211-918 (235 amino acids)
Biological process (GO): xenobiotic metabolic process
Cellular component (GO): cytoplasm; intracellular membrane-bounded organelle
Molecular function (GO): heme binding; oxidoreductase activity, acting on paired donors, with incorporation or reduction of molecular oxygen, reduced flavin or flavoprotein as one donor, and incorporation of one atom of oxygen; iron ion binding
Source: RefSeq, a predicted model, not a curated record